AUGGCGCCCAAGGCCAGUCAGGAUGGCAGCAAUCGCAACAUUACCGACUUCUUCAUUCCAAAGAAUCGUCGACCCGCAAACAACGUGGUUGAGGAGCAUAUAGUCGUAGCUGCGUUGAGCCCCGUCCAAAAUCGAGCUCAGCUUGCUACAGCGACGGUCAAGACACCAAGCAAUCCGAACAGUCGCCAUCGACCGCGACAAGCGUCAUUAUCGAGCUCACCUUCGGAGAUCAACACGCUGAAGAGGAAGAGAACCAGCCCGCGAAUAACUCGAUCACAAACCGCUUCACCCAGCAGCUUCCAGAGUACACCACGGUCAAGCAAUGCCGUCUUGGUAACAGACCUCACGAAUGGGACACCAACCCGCAAAUCUCCCUCGUCCAACGCCUCCAAUACACGACGUUCGCGGCGAGCGGUGGGUAGUAUGGACAGCCUAUCGUCUCAACCGAAGCCACUAUCAACAGAAGAAAUGGCAGCACCUCCCAUACCGCCACCGCAAUUCCCUCGCUCAGCAGAGGGAUGUUCAGCGGCGACAUCCUUCGCUUCGACAUCGACACUUUCGUCCGCGCCGCUUAGCUCUUCAAUACCGAUCAGCUCCACAACAUCAAGCAGACGGGUGGUCAGAGGUGGGCUGAAAGCCGUCACUAACUCCGAUUCUGACGACAGCAGCGAUGAUGAGCUUGCCGAUGUGAGCGCAUUUCUGCCGAAAAAGGCCAACCUCACGCCGCCUGUAGAAAUAGGGAGGAGUGUACCGGGGGCUCCUGCUGCCAUUGCUCGAAAAGAUGUGAGGCCUCCCGAUCAACGAGCCCAGACACGCUUCUCAAAGCCCCCUCCACCGUCACCCCCUCGGACCGCGUUCAAGAACAGCAGUCUAGCGAAGCUAGUCGCCAAGAAUGAAGAGAGGAGAUUGGCACAAGAAAGAAUCAGAGCAAUGGAAGCGGAAGUCGAAGAAUCAAAGCAACGGGACGCACUAGCAGAAGAUCAGAACGACUUAGCAUUCGAUCGUGAAGCCUUCCUAGAAAUGGCAGUUGAUGACGAUCAACGUGAGGAAAUGAUAAUUGCGUUGGAUCGAACGGAAGCUUUGAAAGCUGCGAACGAAUAUCAUUUCUUCUUGGACGACGAACCGAAGUGGCCCGAUACGCCUUUUCCUGUGGAUUCCCUGCCAGACGAAACCUGGAGCCGCAUCUACCGCGACGAUCAUUCGCGAGGUGAAGCCUGCGUUUCUGGGUUGGCUGCCGAGCUGGCCGAGCGGUAUCCUUUACCGAUGAACAUAACGAUGUGGUUCGCAUCACAGCUCAUGCAUGAGGCCAGUGAGACGUUAUGCGAGGCAUACGUUGAAAUUCUGCGAGUGUCUAGCAAACACCACCAUGGCACUUCAAUGUCUGACUCCAUAGCAUCCCUGACCUCACGUUACCACACGCGAUCUUUAUUCGAAAAUGAAAGCAGGGAUAACACCAAGAAGACUCUGCCAAAGGGAUUGCAAUACGUCCUCCGCACACUGCAGUUUUGUGCUCCUGCCUCUGAUGGUAUUGUCUCAGAUAGCACACCUACCACGACGUGUGCGGCAUUUUUKGACCUGGCUUUGCUCAACAUUGAUGCACUCGUCAGAGCGGAUGUUGACCUUACGCGAGUCGUUUCCAAUUGUAUCCAAGACAUGUUGGACGAGCUAUCGGAAUCGUCUUUUCGAUCGCUCGUGGCUGAAGUACUCGGCACUCUCUUUCUGCCCAGUGAACUUCCGCCUCUGGUUAGAUGCCGCGCUAUCGCUAGCCUGCCAUGCAUCACACUGCGAGCGUACACCAUUCGCCGAAGGCUUGCACUCGAAUGCUUUUCCAAUGCCACUGAUCGAAGGCUGGCAGAUGGUCAGGACUGGCAGGCGUCGAUAGUGCAGACACUGCAGAGACAGCCUGAACUUCAAAUCACGGAUGACAUGGAUUAUGAUUACUUGAUGGCCAUGAUCGCAGUUGCGGACAUUGCUGUCGCACAUGGCUUCGUGGAGUAUAGCAGCAUUGCGCCGCCACCUGCGUCAGUGCAACCUUCCACAGGCCUGACAUUCUUCAAGCCAAGGCCCCUCUCGGACGCAGAACGUUGUCACAAUCAGCAAAUCGACCGCGUGGUGGAGCAGCUUCAGAGUAUGAUGUCGCGUGUCAAAGACUCCGGAACCAGUCACCUCAGCCGCACUCAGGCAAGGAGCUUGAUCGAGGGGGUUGUGGUGAGAUUGGACGCUUGUGUUCGCACCCGACCACGGCCUAAGAAAAGUGUCUUCAACAGUGGGAGCGGGAAGCAAGCUACUUUUGCAAUACCUGCAGCGGCGGCUGCUUCACAGACCAGGCUGCCAGGUAUGCGAGGGAAGAUGCUGGAGGUCCAGAAAGAGAGGGAUCGGGUUGAAGUAGUGCCGGUGGAUAUGUUGAGUGAUAGGGAGGGAUCACUGAGCUGA
Ramularia collo-cygni is the source of this 2433-nucleotide messenger RNA. RefSeq lists its product as uncharacterized. The transcript has a single exon. NCBI's taxonomy places the organism in Eukaryota, Fungi, Ascomycota, Dothideomycetes, Mycosphaerellales, Mycosphaerellaceae. The record is from RefSeq and is a predicted model, not a curated record. The coding region runs from base 1 to 2433 and encodes 810 amino acids.